Molecule: messenger RNA, 414 nt
Organism: Pochonia chlamydosporia 170
Lineage: Eukaryota; Fungi; Ascomycota; Sordariomycetes; Hypocreales; Clavicipitaceae
Product: histone H2B
Exons: 3
Coding region: 1-414 (137 amino acids)
Biological process (GO): nucleosome assembly
Cellular component (GO): nucleosome
Molecular function (GO): structural constituent of chromatin; protein heterodimerization activity; DNA binding
Source: RefSeq, a predicted model, not a curated record
AUGCCCCCCAAAGCCGCCGACAAGAAGCCCGCCUCCAAGGCACCUGCUACUGCCAGCAAGGCUCCCGAGAAGAAGGAUGCCGGCAAGAAGACCGCGGCUUCUGGUGACAAGAAGAAGCGCUCCAAGACCCGCAAGGAGACCUACAGCUCUUACAUCUACAAAGUUCUGAAGCAGGUCCACCCUGACACUGGUAUUUCCAACCGUGCCAUGUCUAUUUUGAACUCGUUUGUCAACGACAUUUUCGAGCGCGUUGCUACCGAGGCAUCCAAGCUUGCAGCCUACAACAAGAAGUCCACCAUUUCUUCCCGAGAGAUUCAGACGUCUGUUCGUCUUAUUUUGCCCGGUGAACUUGCCAAGCACGCUGUCUCUGAAGGUACCAAGGCCGUCACCAAGUAUUCCUCGUCCACGAAAUAA